CGUACGAUUUUGACAACCUUGCCUACAACUGUAGAAAACGACAUUACAUGACAGGAAUUGGCCCCACCUGGAAAAAUUCUCCUUUCCCUAUAAUGAAGGAGAUGUCAACAUUUAUGAAAAGCAGUCAAACCAACCUCGUGGAGUCACGCAAUUGGUGACAAACAAAUAUCAAAUAUCCAUGCAAACCAAAGCAAGCAUGCAUUAACCUCCUCUCAUGAGGGUCGUGUCCUCUCUUUUAUUUCUCCAUAACCAACCACCCCCCACGAACCCCUUGUAUGUUUUAACUGCCCCCUCACACAUAUUUUUCCAAUUACACCUAAAAACACAACUCUUCAAUGUUUUGUUUUUUUUUCCCAUUCUGCUUCCAAACACUUAUAUACGUACACUGUAUCGCAUAUAUGUUGUUAUUCUUAGGAGUUUAAGCAUUACAUAGUUUUACAAAUUAAUGGAUUCAUUGCUCUGUGAUGAGGAUUGGCUUUCUUGUCCUUUAACUACUGAUGAUCAAUGCCAUCAACCCACACACAUUCAGAACUUAGAGAAACGCAGUGAUUCGUCAAAAGAAGAGUGUCUGGAGGCUUUGAAAAUUUGCUUAGAGAAGGAAUCAAGUCACAUGCCGAAACCCUCAUAUGCAAGGCAACUCCAGUCUAAUCAUGAUUUCAUGUCUGCUAGGUUCAGAGCAGUUCAAUGGCUUAUCAAAUCUUGUGUACGGAUGAACCUGCCUUUUGGGAUUGUAUUCAGUGCUGUAAAUUAUCUUGAUCGGUUUAUGUCAGUAAAUCCGUGCAAGGAAUGGAAUUCGCAGAUGGUUGAAUUACUCUCUGUGUCGUGUUUAUGGGUGGCCUCUAAGUUCAGUGAGACAUCAGUUCCUUCGCUGUCUGAAAUUCAGAUGGAGGGCCUAGAUCAUUCGUUUGACACAAGUAUGAUCCGGAGAAUGGAACUGAAGUUGUUGCAGGAAUUGGGAUGGCAGAUGAACUCUACAACACCAUAUUCCUACCUAGAGAUUCUGCUGCCAGUAUUGGACAUUGAUUCAGAUCAGUUAACCGACAGAGCAACUGAGUUUCUUCUAGGGGCUCUAUUAGGUAUUUUUGUAGAGUAUCAGCCAAGCACCCUUGCUGUUUCUGCUCUAUGGUGCAGUUUGGAAGAGUAUGCACCUUCAAUCACUAACAUUACAAAUCUCUUUAACGAAGAUCAAAAGGAUGAUCUUAUGAAGUGCCACAGCAUGAUGGAAGCAAAAUCAAUGAACCAACUGUACAAAUUGAUAGGAAGAUGUGGGGCCUAUCACUGCCCUACAAGUCCUGUGACAGUAUUAUUGAAAGAGCAGAUUGAUGAUAUUCCUGAUGAUUGCAUCUUUGAUCUCUCCAUUCGCAAGAGGCCUUGCACAAAUAUCGAUUUUAAUCCAGUCAAUAAGAAGAAGACAAUGAUCUAGGGUUUACAGCAAAUUAUAUUCAGCAAUUUCUUGUACUCUUUCUGUAUUUUUCUUUCUCACAGUACUAUUUCACAGUGCUUCUAAA
Molecule: messenger RNA, 1508 nt
Organism: Tripterygium wilfordii
Lineage: Eukaryota; Viridiplantae; Streptophyta; Magnoliopsida; Celastrales; Celastraceae
Product: putative cyclin-D7-1
Exons: 5
Coding region: 446-1423 (325 amino acids)
Biological process (GO): regulation of cyclin-dependent protein serine/threonine kinase activity; mitotic cell cycle phase transition
Cellular component (GO): cytoplasm; cyclin-dependent protein kinase holoenzyme complex; nucleus
Molecular function (GO): cyclin-dependent protein serine/threonine kinase regulator activity
Source: RefSeq, a predicted model, not a curated record